CCCACUCCGCCCCUUCGCAGCUGGCCUUCGGCCCCGGCCGGAGGAGGCGGCGGGCAGGCAGGGGCUGCGAGAUGUCGCACGGAGCUGGGCUCGUUCGCACCACGUGCAGCAGCGGCAGCUCCUCGGGACCCGGUGCUGGCGCGGGGCAGCCGGCCGCGGGCUCGUCGGAAGGGCUGCUGGACCCCUUCUACCCCCGCACCCACGCGGCGCUGCUGAAAGUGGCGCAGAUGAUCACACUGCUGAUUGCCUUCAUCUGUGUGAGGAGCUCUCUGAAGAUCACCUACAGUGCCUACAGCUACUUUGAAGUGGUCACCAUUUGCAACUUGAUCAUGAUCCUGGCCUUUUACCUGGUCCACCUCUUCCGUCUCUACCGUGUGCUCACCUGUAUCAGCUGGCCCCUGUCGGAGCUCCUGCACUAUUUAAUCGGUACCCUGCUCCUCCUAAUCGCAUCCAUCGUGGCGGCCUCCAAGAGUUACGGCCAGAGUGGACUGGUGGCUGGAGCGAUCUUCGGUUUCCUGGCCACCUUCCUCUGCCUGGCGAGCGUGUGGUUGUCUUACAAGAUCUCGUGUGUGACCCAGUCAACAGAUGCAGACGUCUGAUGACGCUCCAGCACCACACUGCUCCCCCUGGCUCUGCAGGAGGCCCUGCAGGACCGAUGGCCCAGCCCACGGGAGGGUCAUGGGCAGCGGCCCCAGGAGAGACCAGGGUCUGUGUCCCGUGCCAGAUCCCCUGCCGGUGGUCAAGGGAGGGGCUUUUCCUCUGGCUCCUAAGCUGCUCCAGCCUCUCUCUCCAGCUUUCCUCAUUUCUUCCCUGUCUGGAAAAGAAAAGCAGCCUCCAGGGAAAUCUGGUCUCUCCCUCCUGCUUUAGAACUGCCUCAGGGACUUGAUGACCCCGCUCAAGGUGAAGGAGGGGUUUCUGAAUUCUCCUGCGGAAACCUGCCUUUCUCCCCAGCCUUUAGGGGUAGGGACACUGCCUUAAGUCCUCUUAUAAAAACACAGCCACCUCUUAAUUUAUCUAGCUUGGAAAUCUGGUUUUGAAGGUACCCUCUUUCUUAAAGGGAGGCCUGUGGAAGCUCCAUGGGGUCAGACUGGCCCCAAACAGGAGAUCUCACUGCUCCUUUCCUGUUCUUACCAUUGUGAACAUGUUUUUUAUGUGUUUUUUAAUAAAAUGUUGACUUGGCCAA
This is a messenger RNA of Phacochoerus africanus (Common warthog), 1183 nucleotides long. RefSeq names its product CKLF like MARVEL transmembrane domain containing 7 (gene CMTM7). Bases 72 to 599 code for a protein of 175 amino acids. The transcript is spliced from 5 exons. The record is from RefSeq and is a predicted model, not a curated record. Gene Ontology annotation, cellular component: membrane. NCBI's taxonomy places the organism in Eukaryota, Metazoa, Chordata, Mammalia, Artiodactyla, Suidae.